UGAGUGUCAGAGUGUCCACAGGCCACGAAGGGCUGUCUUAUCUCUUGUUGUUCUUGUAAGAUCCUUGGAGGCUUGCCGCUCAGUCGGUCGUUUUAGCUGCUGACGUCUGGAUCAUCGUUUGCAUCCACACCGUUGAUGCAUGUAUUAGAAAAUUUUGAAUCCACACCGUUGAUCCAUGGAUUAGAAAGAAUCCUUGUGAUAUCCUAUUUUCCUGUUCAGCUUCCUUUACAAUCAUCUAUUUUGAUCUGAAUUCUGCACUGCGGUCAGUCUGUUGUUACUUUGAUAUUCUGAAAUAUAUAUAUAUGUUGGUUGCUUUUGGCUGCUUUGUGAGUAUAUUAGCACUUCAUGCAUUCUAGCACUACUGUAGUAACGGCGAAUAUGGGCUACUUGGCAGUGUCACGGGAAUAUUGGCUUUGUAUUGUUCAUCUUUAAAAAGGGUUCAGCACAUUUUGGCAUGUUUUAUAACAAAGAUUAUAUUCUUCAUUGUUUCUUAUUCAACUCCUCCUAGCUUUUCCCUCAAUCGCUUCCUUUUUAUAUAUGCCUUCUGUUCUUGUACAGACAUAUCUCCCCUGAUAUAUAUAUAUAUAUAUCAACUAUUGCAUAGAGAGGAGGACUGCACAAUAAUUAUGGGGGUUUAUAUACAACGCAAGCUCCGACAAGCCCUGGGCUCUGUCAAGGACCAUGCCUCAGUUGGCAAGGCCAUGUUGCACAGCCAUGAAGGAAAAGCAUUCUCUGAUAUAGAGAUUGCAGUGGUGCGUGCAACCGGUCACGAUAACAGCCCCAUCGAUGACAAACAAAUGCAUGAGAUCCUCUUCCUGGUCUCAAAUUCUCCAGGAUCCAUUCCCUUUCUUGCAGAACGGAUUUCUUGUCGUCUUGGCAAGACCAAAGACCACCUCGUAGCUCUCAAGACUCUUUUGCUAGUUCAUCGUCUCCUACGCGGAGGCAAUCGCUGCUUUGAGCAACAGCUACGUAGUGCACAUGCUUCUGGCCAUCUCCAAAUGAUCGCGAGGAUUAUUUCAGAUCCUCCGGUAUCUUUUCUACACAAGUACGCAUCAUAUUUGGAGGAAAGGGUUGGUUGGGUGAUCAAUCAAGCUGGGAAGCUUGAGCCUGCUGUGUCCGGAAGCCUGGAAUUCAGAUGCUAUCACGACAAGUCUAUGGACUUGGUUUUUCAUAAACUACCGAAAUGUCAAGCGUUUAUUCACAGAGUCUUAGAUUUUUCACCAGUUGACAUAUUGUCUUGUGAUAAUCUGGCUCAGGCUGCCAUGAACAACACCUUGAAAGAGAGUUUCCAAGUUUACAUGACGUACUGUGAAGGAGUAGCAGCUCUUGUUAAUAUGUUCUUCGAUUUGACAAUGCCGGCUAGAGCUUUAGCAUGUAAGAUACUGAAGAGGGCAUCCCAUCAAAGCCAAAAACUUGACAACUUGUAUGAGAAGUGCAAACAGAUGAUUGGAAACAAGAACCUGGAGUACCCUUUGGUAGAAAUUAUAACUAUGGAUCAUGUGGUGGCAUUGGAGAAUUGCUCAGUUUCUACUCCAACUAGUCCACGUUCAUCACCAACCCCUCCGAUGUUAUCGAACCGGCUUACUAGUUCAAGCAAGUCUCAACAAGUACUUGGAAUGAAUGCAAGUGAUGUAACACUUUUCUCAUGGACAAUGGAGACCAAAAUAAGCAAGGUAUGGGUUGUGUUUGAAGAUGAAAAUGAUCUCUCUCUCACCUCAGUCAAGUAAUAGGUCAAGUUGUGGUUGGACAUACCAGUUCCUCCGAUCUCUACACAAUCUAUAUAUUUUUCA
This is a messenger RNA of Tripterygium wilfordii, 1790 nucleotides long. Its product is annotated as putative clathrin assembly protein At1g33340. The record is from RefSeq and is a predicted model, not a curated record. Bases 627 to 1727 code for a protein of 366 amino acids. Lineage: Eukaryota; Viridiplantae; Streptophyta; Magnoliopsida; Celastrales; Celastraceae. The transcript has a single exon. Gene Ontology annotation, molecular function: 1-phosphatidylinositol binding; phosphatidylinositol-4,5-bisphosphate binding; clathrin heavy chain binding. Gene Ontology annotation, cellular component: clathrin-coated pit; clathrin-coated vesicle. Gene Ontology annotation, biological process: vesicle budding from membrane; clathrin coat assembly; clathrin-dependent endocytosis.